This is a messenger RNA of Bicyclus anynana (squinting bush brown), 751 nucleotides long. RefSeq lists its product as uncharacterized. The record is from RefSeq and is a predicted model, not a curated record. The coding region runs from base 212 to 676 and encodes 154 amino acids. The transcript is spliced from 5 exons. Lineage: Eukaryota; Metazoa; Arthropoda; Insecta; Lepidoptera; Nymphalidae.
UGAUACAUUGAUCGCUUUGCUUUGAUUCUGCAUUGACGUGUACUGAGUAAUAUUUCAAAUAAUACAUACAGAAGUGCCAUUGUGUGAAUAAUUUUGAAUAUCCGUGUGUGGCGUCGCAAUAUUUACAAUUCAAAGUUGUUGGAACUGAUCUAAUCACCAACAAACUCUUUUGUAUCCUGCUAUCGGAAUAUAAAGACGUGAACCCGUCAAUAUGGUGGCUGAGGAUUGUAUAGAAGAGAGAGAUAUUGUGGAGGAUCUGAAUGUCGUGGAAGCGCAAGCUCCCGAGGUAGUGCAAGACUCCGAUGAUUCGCCUGAUGAUGAAGAUGAUAGCCUCUCUGAUCCUGAACCUCCGGACACAGAAAGUAGCCAAGAGGAAGACGAUGACGAUAUCGUUAGUUCUGAUUCGGAGGUCGAUAAUGCGGCGUCGAACUGGCCAUUGCACGAACGCUGCGUGCACGGAGAGAUUAAUAAUAUUUCUGUCCCUUUGGACAGGAGUGAGGUUUACUGUCGCUUCAAUGAACCCUACCAUGAACUAGAAUCGUUGAGCAAAUAUCAUUACCGGGAGUGGUCCGAGGUUGAACAUAUCUUCAUGCCGGUUAUAGAAUUCGCUGAAGAAAUGUUUGGUGACGACUGGUCUCCAUGUUCCAGCCCCUGCCCUUUAUGCAUGGAUUCAUAAGCGCACAAAGGAAACAAAAUGCUACAACAUCUAAUAUGUUGUUUUAAAUUUCAAUAAAUUCAUUUUCUUAUUUUC